This is a messenger RNA of Callithrix jacchus (white-tufted-ear marmoset), 2520 nucleotides long. RefSeq names its product 6-phosphofructo-2-kinase/fructose-2,6-biphosphatase 4 (gene PFKFB4). Gene Ontology annotation, biological process: fructose metabolic process; fructose 2,6-bisphosphate metabolic process. Gene Ontology annotation, cellular component: cytosol. The record is from RefSeq and is a predicted model, not a curated record. NCBI's taxonomy places the organism in Eukaryota, Metazoa, Chordata, Mammalia, Primates, Cebidae. Gene Ontology annotation, molecular function: ATP binding; fructose-2,6-bisphosphate 2-phosphatase activity; 6-phosphofructo-2-kinase activity.
CUCCUCACUCUGGGGCGGGGCCUGCGGGAAGAUAGACAUGGGCUGUCGCGGUUUGAGGAGGGGCGGGGCCCGAGGGGUGGCCCGAGGUGGCCCGGCUGCUCUGUUGGAAGUCGCGCAAUCCGACUCAUCCCGGCCCUGGGAUGGCGUCCCCACGGGAAUUAACCCAGAACCCCCUGAAAAAGAUCUGGAUGCCAUACAGCAAUGGGCGGCCCGCUCUGCACGCUUGCCCGCGCGUGUGCAUGACCAACUGCCCAACGCUCAUCGUCAUGGUGGGGCUGCCUGCCAGGGGCAAGACCUACAUCUCCAAGAAGUUGACUCGAUACCUGAACUGGAUUGGUGUGCCCACUCGGGAGUUCAAUGUUGGCCAGUAUCGCCGGGACAUGGUCAAGACCUACAAAUCUUUUGAGUUUUUUCUCCCCGACAAUGAAGAGGGCCUGAAAAUCAGGAAGCAGUGUGCUCUGGCAGCCCUCCGUGAUGUCCGGCGGUUCCUUAGUGAGGAGGGGGGACAUGUGGCGGUUUUUGAUGCCACAAACACCACCCGAGAACGGAGAGCGACCAUCUUUAAUUUUGGAGAACAGAAUGGCUACAAGACCUUUUUUGUUGAGUCCGUCUGUGUGGAUCCUGAGGUCAUAGCUGCUAACAUCGUGCAAGUGAAACUGGGCAGUCCUGACUAUGUCAACCGCGACAGUGACGAGGCCACGGACGACUUCAUGAGGCGCAUUGAGUGCUAUCAGAACUCCUAUGAGUCGCUGGAUGAGGACCUGGAUAGGGACUUGUCCUAUAUCAAGAUCAUGGAUGUGGGCCAGAGCUACGUGGUGAACCGUGUGGCUGACCACAUCCAGAGCCGCAUCGUCUAUUACCUCAUGAACAUCCACGUGACUCCCCGCUCCAUCUACCUCUGCCGGCACGGGGAGAGCGAACUCAACCUCAAGGGCCGGAUUGGCGGGGACCCAGGACUGUCCCCCCGGGGCAGGGAGUUUGCCAAGAGUCUAGCCCAGUUCAUCAGUGACCAGAACAUCAAGGAUCUGAAGGUUUGGACCAGCCAGAUGAAGAGGACAAUCCAGACAGCCGAGGCGCUGGGCGUGCCCUAUGAGCAGUGGAAGGUCCUCAAUGAGAUUGAUGCGGGCGUCUGUGAGGAAAUGACCUAUGAAGAAAUUCAGGAUAAUUAUCCACUGGAGUUCGCCCUGCGGGACCAGGACAAGUACCGGUAUCGGUACCCUAAAGGGGAGUCCUACGAGGACCUGGUCCAGAGACUGGAGCCUGUCAUCAUGGAGCUGGAGAGGCAAGAGAAUGUGCUGGUCAUCUGCCACCAGGCUGUGAUGCGCUGCCUGCUGGCCUACUUCCUCGACAAGGCAGCAGAACAGCUGCCCUACCUCAAGUGUCCGCUACACACAGUCCUGAAGCUGACCCCUGUGGCAUAUGGUUGUAAAGUGGAGUCCAUAUUCCUGAACGUGGCAGCUGUGAACACACACCGGGACAGGCCUCAGAACGUGGACAUCUCGAGACCUCCAGAGGAAGCCCUUGUCACGGUCCCUGCUCACCAAUGACCAUGUUCAUCCACUGUGACGACCGGGCAGGCACUGGUCUCUGCAGAGGGGGUCAUUCCAGGCCCUCCAGUCUGUGUGACAGUCACCAUGCAGGGAUAUUCUUGAAGCCACACAUGGCUGGGAACCCAGAACCCUCACCCCAGCUCACCUGGCUCUUUGCUGACAGUCAGCAAUGAGGUCGUGCAUGGUUCCUACCUGCUGCUGGAGUCACCUGACCAGACUGCAUCUGCAUGGGCUGCUCGGAGGUUGCCCAGCACCAGGUUCUUAUGGUGCAGCUCUUAGGUGUUCUCUCUCGCCAGCCCAGCUGGCUCUGUGAAGCGUGAAACCCUACAAUGUGAAGGCAAGUGCUCGCUGUGAUGUGCCUACUGUGGCCCAGUUGCCCGGCAUGGACCUGGUGACUCUCAGAAGGGCCUCUGCCAUCCUCUCUUUGGCCAUUUCCUAAGCCAGAGGCCACAUCUUCAUGGGGCCCUGAACUUCUGCUGCCUCUGGUGAGAGGGAGAGCCCUUCCCAUCCUUACCUACCAGGAACUAGAGCCCUAGGCACAGCAGAUACUUCCCGGGCAGCCACUGGCCAGGCCCUUAUAUCCAUGUCACCCUGAUUUGUGGGCAUUCAUGAAAGCAAUGCGCUUGCUUCCACAUAUUGGGAUGCACAGAAAUGUGCAGGCAGGGGGUGAUGGUGGUUGCCCUCCCCAGUUGUGCAUGCACCGGUGUGCUUGUGGGAGCUGGUGGCCGGGCACCCCUUUAGGCCUGUUCUCAUAGUGAAACCACCUCAAGACAGGGCAGGGGUCCAAGUUACCUUCCUGGUGCACACACCGAAGUGCUCAAGGGAGAGGCUGCUGUUCCCUCUCCUCUUCCCUGGUUGUGCACACUGGCAGCUGAUGGGGAGGUGGCCUCUCACCUGCUGCUGCCUGUGUCCACAUGGGAAUGUCUGCUGGUGGCAGAGACAUGCAUUUGCCAUAAAAGAUUCAGAAACA